AUGGUUAAGGGUGCCUACAAUCGCCCACCUUCUGGCGGCGGCGGCGGCGGCGGCGGCUUGCAGCCGUAUGAUUAUAAAAAGCCGAGACCAAACAACCCACGACCGCCAGGGCCAACACCACCCAGUCCAUCGCCUACCACGAUUCCCGAUAAUAGUAGCGACGAGGAGAAUACCGGCAAUAGUGAUAACCAUGGCAAUGAUGGCGGUAACUAUGGCAACAGCAACAGUAAUAGUAGUGGUCAUAGCAACAGUGACCACGGUAACAGCAUGCGCUACCAUAGCAACGACCACGAUAACGAUACCGGCGACCAAUACCAUGCUGCUACUCCAGGAGACGAUGAUCCCGGUGCCAUAGGGAGGACAACUGUCAUCUUGGCGGAAACUAGGGAUCUUACCACGAAUGACCCCAACUUACUUUCGUCACCGUCUUCUUCACUAUCAUCAUCACCAACACAAUCAAGACGAACAAGAAGAAAAGCCCCUCUCGCUUUUUUCAUCACAUUGAAGUCACAAUUUCGGCGAUUGCUGUUUUGUAUUCCUUCUUCUACAGGAACUUCAACCCAUCAUCAUCAACGGCAACAGCAAGAGCCUCAUCAGCAUCAACAGCAUUAG
Molecule: messenger RNA, 612 nt
Organism: Zychaea mexicana
Lineage: Eukaryota; Fungi; Mucoromycota; Mucoromycetes; Mucorales; Lichtheimiaceae
Exons: 1
Coding region: 1-612 (203 amino acids)
Source: RefSeq, a predicted model, not a curated record